AUGUCGAUCAUCGUAGCUUCGUCGAAAAGUAAGUACUUUUAUUUUACAAACUACGAAGUCGUAUUUUGAACAUACUAUAGAUGACUUUCUUUAUUUAUAGAUAGGACUAUUCCAUAUACAGUACCAAACAGCGAGUAUCUCCUGAUAAUUACAGAUGACUAUUCAAGAUAUCCGGUCGUCGAAACGGUCAAGUCUACUUCUGCCAACACGGUGAUUCCGAGGGUAGACAAAGUGUUCUCUGAAUUUGGAAUACCUGACGUAGUAAAGACAGACAACGGACCCCCUUUUAACAGCCGUGAAUUUCAGUCGUUUGCGCAGACUCUCGGUUUCAAGCAUCGAAAGAUCACUCCUCGAUGGCCAAGAGCAAUUGGCGAGGUCGAGCGAUUCGCCAGAACGAUAAAGAAGGUGGUCAAGACGGCGACAGUACAGCACAAGAACUGGAAAGAAGAGAUGCAUCGUUUCCUCAGAAACGUCAGAGCAACUCCUCACACAACGACUAAAGUUCCCCCAGCAACCGCAUUGUUUGGUCGGGCACUAAAAACAAAGUUACCUGAAUUGAAAAAGACUUUGCAAGACUCAGCAGUUGAGGGAAAUGAUCGCAAGGCGAAGUCGAGGAUGAAGAAAUAUGCUGAUUCCAAAACCUAUGUUCAACCCUCAACAAUCCAGGAAGGCGAUACAGUGCUCGUCAAGCGUAACGAUCCGAAGAGAAAGAGAGAUACACCCGGCCCUACCGACUUGAUUCAUAUGUCGUUGUACAGAAGAAAGGAUCCAUGGUGGUAG
Molecule: messenger RNA, 780 nt
Organism: Paramuricea clavata
Lineage: Eukaryota; Metazoa; Cnidaria; Anthozoa; Malacalcyonacea; Plexauridae
Source: the annotation of a GenBank genome assembly